AUCUCGACCAAAUUCUGUUUUCGUUUCGUGUAAAGUUUUACCCUGCAGAUCCAUUUCGGCUGACAUAUCAUGGGCGCAUUAUGUUGUAUCAGCAGUUGAAACGAGAUCUACGACAUGGACGUAUAUAUUGCUCAAUAGGAGAAGCUGCAGCACUGGGAUCACUCAUUGUCCAGGAAGAACUUGGGGAUUACAACGAAGAAAUUCACAAUGAAAACUACGUUGCGUCAAUGAGCCUGGCCUUACGUCAAACGGAAUCACUUGAAAGAAAAAUUAUGGAGCUUCAUAAGAAACGUGUACCAGGACAAAACACCCGUGAAGUAAUAAAUGAAUUUUUAAGUAUUGUAAGCGGCUUAGAAACGUAUGGAAUAGAUCCCCAUCCUGUAAAGGAUCAUCGAGGUUCCCAAUUGUACAUUGGUAUCAACUAUUCCGGUAUAAGCACAUUUAUUUGCGGCAAACGUUCGCAACAUUUCCGUUGGAAUGAAGUGCAAAAAAUUAAUUUCGAAGGCAAGAUGUUCAUUGCUCAUUUAAGUUACACCGAUGCAAGUAGAGAAGCGAAAAAACAUACGGUUGGAUUUAAAUGUGCAAACAAUAGUACGUGCCGAUAUUUGUGGAGGUGUGCUUUGGAACAAAUGUUGUUUUUUACUCUUCCUAACAGUCAAAAUGCAGCAGUCGUGUCCGGUGGUGGUUUCUUUUCAUGGGGAACUAAAUUCAAAUAUACUGGCCGAACUGAACGUGAAAUACUCACGGAGAGCAUCAACGCCCUGCGCGAACAAAAAUUAAAUAAUUCAUCAACAAACAAAAGGAAGGCUAGUAGCGUCCCUGCAACUCCUUCUAGUCCUCCAGGUGACUUUGAACAAAUAAGAUAUAGCAGUUUACCUCGAUCUACGAUGUCGGAACCAUUGACGUAUAACCAGAUGGCUGGGAAUGAAUGUCCAAGUAACCUUAUCGUAUAUAAAGGUCAGGGAUACGAUGACAAUGAUACACCUAUAAUACAGCUCCCAUGCCUUGAGUCUGUUUCUGAGGAAUCGAAACUAUUAUAUUCUUCCAAAUACAACACAGUCAAUCCGGAUAACUUUGCAUACUAUUUAAGAUCGGAUGAUAACAUCAUAUAUACAUCCCCUACAUCAGGCGCCUCGAGAUCUUUUGACAGCGAGCGUCGUCAGAAAACUACUUUGGAUGUCUAUAAUUCGGAUUCGCAAACUUUUUUACGCAAGCAGUGUGCCACUGAUAAAAUAUUAAUGACAGCUUUUGCUAUUUUGGUAAUAGAGUCAAAGUCUAAUUUACUUCAGAAGGUACGGAACUUACCAGAAAUGGUUAGUUUGCGAUAUCAAUAUUAUCAGCCGUUGAAAGAAUAUAUAUUAAGUAAAUUGGGAAUAAAAAUUUAG
This is a messenger RNA of Musca vetustissima, 1385 nucleotides long. Its product is annotated as FERM domain-containing protein 3-like. Gene Ontology annotation, cellular component: cytoskeleton. Lineage: Eukaryota; Metazoa; Arthropoda; Insecta; Diptera; Muscidae. The annotation marks the transcript as partial. The transcript has 6 exons. The record is from RefSeq and is a predicted model, not a curated record.